CAUUUGUAUGAGAAGCUGGACGGGCAGGCUGCAUUUUAAACUUUGAACCUUUACAAAGGCGGUGAUCCGCUUGAUCCCAGGCUCUUAGCAUUUGAAAAGUGGAAGGCUAGGACAGUGGCCUCCCGCCCCAUAUUAUCUCGGAGCCGACACAGACAUGGGUCGCAUAGUCUCCUGUGAUCGGAACUACAUAUUGCAUAGCCGCUUUCUCAUACUCACACCCUAUCUAACCCUUACUGGAUCCCGGGCAUUCUCUAUUGGAAAGUAUGCCAUGUGUUGGCGACGCUUUGCAACACCUUACAGUACGUUAUCAGUAUGCUGCGAUCAUUUUCAUGUUCAUCUUUAUCCCGCGGUCUCCAUCGUAGUGCGAACUCACUUGACGGGGAUCCGAAUGCAGUCGGAUUCUAUGUAUAUCGGCUGGACGCUGCUUAUGGGUUACGAAAUGACAAGACGCUUUGAGAGACCUUGACUUUUUAGUCCUUUUCGCCAACACAAUACCGACGCAUACAGAGAUACACACUCCUUUCGCGAUUACAUCCUUUGUGGCCUUGGGGGUUCUCUCCUUUCUCCCCUUUGCACCCGACACGCUCCU
Molecule: messenger RNA, 589 nt
Organism: Guyanagaster necrorhizus
Lineage: Eukaryota; Fungi; Basidiomycota; Agaricomycetes; Agaricales; Physalacriaceae
Exons: 2
Coding region: 155-466 (103 amino acids)
Source: RefSeq, a predicted model, not a curated record